GUCCUAAGCAGAUGUUGUUGACAAAUGUUACAAAUAGAAUAUUGAAGCACCGAACAGCCACCAACUCGCCGAGAUUUUGAUUAGUUUAAAGCAUAAAAUAUAUCUUAUCGUAAAACUCUAAGACAAAAAUGUUAAAGAAUUGUUUUAAGCUACACAAUUGCUACAAAUUGCAAUCUCCUAUAUAUGUGAAAUUUUAUUCUAAUAAUGUUGAGACCGUAGACCUAGCUUAUAAAAUACACGAUAGCCAUUACGUGGAUCCCUCAAAACCACCCUUAGUCACCUUUCAUUCUGUUUUGGGAUCAGGGUCUUUGUGGGAUGGAUUGGUUAAGGAUGUCCAAAAGGAAACAGGAAGAAGGGUCAUUAAUGUGGACGCUCGAUGUCAUGGAAAUAGCCCACGUACAGAGUCGGUAACUUAUAUAGAAAUGGCCAAUGAUUCGAUGAAGCUAUUAAGAAAAUUAAAAAUACUCAAAUCUUCAGUUAUUGGGCACAGCAUGGGUGGUUUUACUGUUAUGGGACUAUCACUGCUCUUUCCUGAGCUAGUUUCCAGUUUAAUAGUGGUUGACGUUUCUCCUGUUAAAAUUCGAGUACCGUUACCGCUUAUAUUUUCUGUUAUGAAUUGUAUGUCUUCUGUUCCUUUGAAGUCAAGUAUGACAAUGUCAGAAGCAAGAAAAGUAGCAGAUGAUAGCUUAAAAAUCCUCAUACCGAAUGAUAAUGUGAGAAACGAUUGCACUUCAACUUUAUACAGGACAAACACAGGAGAAUUUGCUUGGAAAUCACAUCUUCCGACGUUAAUAAAUAAAUUUGAAUCUGAAUUAGCACACUUUCCGCGGGAUUUGAAAGGACUCCAAUAUUUUGGUCCCACUUUGUUUAUCUGCGGAGCCUCGUCGCAAUUUGUUGAAAAGGACGACUUGCCGGGCAUCAAAGAAUACUUUCCACAAGCUGAGGUUAUCUUUAUAGAAGGUGCAAAUCAUUUGGUGCAGUUUGAGAAGCCAAAGGAAUUUCGAGAAACUUUGUGCAAAUUCUUGAAUGAGAAAUGAUUGUCUUUUUUAACUUAUCUCAUAUUCAAGUCACCGUCCUUAGCAAUUGUAAGCAAUGGUUUGCUGUCCCAUUGGAAAUCAAUCGUGUCGCUUGGAUAGUGAAGAAAAUUUCAAUAGUGUUGGAUACUUUAGAGUAAGACGAUUUCACGUGGUAAUAACGUAAUUCAUCCCUUUUUUAAAUAUAUAAUAUCAAUAAUAAA
Messenger RNA from Leptidea sinapis, 1237 nucleotides. Its product is annotated as protein ABHD11-like. Gene Ontology annotation, molecular function: catalytic activity. NCBI's taxonomy places the organism in Eukaryota, Metazoa, Arthropoda, Insecta, Lepidoptera, Pieridae. The record is from RefSeq and is a predicted model, not a curated record. Gene Ontology annotation, cellular component: mitochondrion. Bases 129 to 1037 code for a protein of 302 amino acids. The transcript is spliced from 4 exons.